Messenger RNA from Lactuca virosa, 1155 nucleotides. NCBI's taxonomy places the organism in Eukaryota, Viridiplantae, Streptophyta, Magnoliopsida, Asterales, Asteraceae. The record is from the annotation of a GenBank genome assembly.
AUGGUAACUUUAUCAUCUCUGGAUCCUAAGAAGCCCUUGGUUGAUCAAUUUGGGGAAGCAUUUUCUACAAAAGAAUCCCCAAUUUGGAUGGAUAGCAGCACAACGCAAGAAUGUAAGGCUAUUGAGAAAGCUUUAGGCGGUGCAUUGGAGUUAUCUAAGCUGACUAGAUCUAGAGCCCAUGAAAGGUACACGGGCCCACAAAUUAAAAGGAUAUUUGAGAUGCAACCUCAAGUUUAUAACAACACUGAAAGGAUCUCACUCGUGAGCUCCUUCAUGGCAUCACCUCUGAUUGGAGGGUAUACUUACAUUGAUCAUACAAAUGGUGUUGGGAUGAACUUGAUGGACAUUAAAGAGAGAACUUGGUCAAAAAAGGUUUUGGAGGCCACGGCUCCUGGUUUAGAGGAAAAACUUAGGAAGUUGGCUCCUGCUCAUGUUGUUGCUGGUUUAAUUGCCCCGUUCCAAUUCAACAAGGAGUGUUUGGUUGUUCAAUGGUCUGGAGAUAAUCUAAAUUGCUUGGCAGAUUCGAGCAUUAAUCGAAGGACAAUUCUUUUCAAUGAGAGGGCAUGCAGAACGAUUUGGUAUGCCAUCCCUUCCAAAGCGCAUAAUUGCAACAGGCGGGGCUCUGCAAAUCGUACCAUUUUCAGCUGCAUACCUUCCAUUUUUGGCUGCAAUGUCUACACAAUACAAAGACCAGGGGCUGCAUUAAGGGCGGCCCAUGGUUGGGUAUGCAUGAACAAGGGAAGUUUUGUGCCGAUUUCUUUCAUGUAUAAAGAUAAGUUAGAGAAAACGACCUUUGGAUGUAAAGCUGUUGCAACAAUAACAGCUCAAGACAAUGAACUUGUGGCAAAAUAUGCACUUUUCAUGAAGAAACGAAUGGAGAUUAAGAAUCGGCUUGUUCAGAGAUUGGGACGAUAUGAUGCAAUCAUCCCACACACACUCAAGAUUCCACCCCUCUUCUUAAUUCUAUAUAAUAGCGCAAUAAUCUUUUUCCUUUUCGUUCUUCGUGGGCGUAAAUCCCAAAUAUCGGUGCUUUUUCGGCUCCUGAACCAUCUGCCUUUUUUUUGGUCCAAGACAUGGAUGGCAGUGGCAGAUCAGCCGUUCAACCUUUUGAGCCACCAGGGAUAUGCGGUCUAUGCCAUAGAAUACUUCCAUUAG